Molecule: messenger RNA, 1713 nt
Organism: Heterobilharzia americana
Lineage: Eukaryota; Metazoa; Platyhelminthes; Trematoda; Strigeidida; Schistosomatidae
Source: the annotation of a GenBank genome assembly
AUGGUUAAUAGCUAUACAGUCCUGCGGGAGAAAGCGGAAAAAGCAGUGAAAUACAAGACGCCAAGAGGCAAAGAAGUGUGUCUGACAAAGGAGGUGUAUCUUCGCGAUGAUGUGCCUUGUAGAAGUUCUCUUUGUCCAAAGGCCGAAUGCCAUCAAGGUGGUCGUUGCUUUCCGGAAAGUCUUAAAACAUAUAUUCUAGUUGAUGGAUUUUACGCUCUCAACUACUGGGAAGUAUUUGAACUAGAGAGCAUACAAGGGAUAAUUGUCACCCUUUCGUCGGCUAAUUUUGUCCAGCAACACGCUUCAACAAAGCGCCCUUAUAACAGAAUCCGAUCAAGCCUUGAGGAUGCGGGCCAAAAUUGCAUUCUCUUUGAUAAUGAGUUUCAUCGUUUCUGUUUCCGUCCUCCUUAUGCAGAUGAGAGCAUUAAGGACUACACUACCAGAAUGAACUGGGUCGCUGCAAACUGGUAUGACGAACACUUGGGAGGACGUAUGUCCGUUGUUUUUGUAACCGAUAAUGAGAACUACGUUACCAUUUGCUCAUCCAAAACGAAUUACUCCUCGUCUGCAGUAAUUGUCUUGAAUUUACCGGAGUUCCUCCAGACCUACUACCCCACCCUAACUACUGCCAAGCUGUUGUUUGAUUCCCUGGAUGCAUCACUUCAUGCUUCUGAAGCAAAAGAGCACCUACAGCUGCCUGGAGAAAACCUAGACGGCGAAGCUCCUGCAGAACCACUGGACUCUUAUUUAGUACCUUCAGCACCUGCACCUGGUCAUGCAUAUCCAGCGUAUUUACCUGAAUCAGCUUUGGUUGCGGGUCUGAGGUCAGGACAAUUUCUGCGUGGAAUUCUACGUGUGUCACGUUUUAGACCAAACACUGAAGCUAUGGUUGCACUAACAGAUGCUAGUGCAAUUAAACAUCAACCGGAACUAAAAGAAGCAUUAGCUGCUCGAAGUGAGAUAAUAAUUCAUGGACUACAGCAUCGUAACCGAGCUGUUGACGGAGAUGUGGUUGUAAUACGCUUAUUGCCUCGUGCUCAGUGGAAACCUGUUUCGUCUAAUAUUAGUGCUCAAGAAAACUGUGUAGCUGAAGUUGUAAACAGUGCUUCGAAUAUAUCCGAGAGUAAACCCGAUCAGAACUGCAUUGAAUCAAUACCAGUAUCAAGUAGCUUACCUUGUGGUUUUGUGGUUGGAAUUGUUAAUCGAAAUUGGCGUGAUUAUGUUUGCACGUAUAUUACCAAAUCCGCUGAGGAUUUCCCAUAUCCGAAGUGUGAAAGUGGAUGGAUUGUAGUUACCCCAUGGGACCGACGCAUUCCUCGAAUACGACUGCAUACUACACAAAUUUCCAAGUUAGCGCGUGAACGUUUUGUCGUGCGUAUCGAUUCUUGGGAUUCAAACUCAGCUUAUCCAAGUGGUCAUUUUGUCCAAUGUCUAGGUUGUAUUGGUGAUCUGGAAACGGAAACACAAACGAUACUUAUUGAACAUAAUCUGGCUAUCCGGAACUUCACAGAUGCACAGAUAGCGGAACUGGCUCCUCUCAGUGUUCAACGCCCUUGGAAGGUCGAUCCGAUGGAAGUUAAGAGACGCAGAGAUCUUCGAUCACCAAUAGUUUCCGGAAUCCGAAUUCUGAAGAUGUACUUAUUUUUAGUAUUGAUCCUCCUGGAUGUCAAGAUGUGGAUGACGCCUUAUCGGUCAAAUGGUUAUCACCAGUAG